Molecule: messenger RNA, 5845 nt
Organism: Sycon ciliatum
Lineage: Eukaryota; Metazoa; Porifera; Calcarea; Leucosolenida; Sycettidae
Exons: 14
Coding region: 2351-4600 (749 amino acids)
Biological process (GO): regulation of synaptic assembly at neuromuscular junction; axon guidance
Cellular component (GO): nucleus; plasma membrane
Molecular function (GO): ubiquitin protein ligase activity
Source: RefSeq, a predicted model, not a curated record
AUAUUAAUUUUGUUUUUGUUGUAUUUGUAGUGGGAUCAAAACUGUCGCAAACCUAAAAUAAGAGCGACUUCAGUCCAACAUUUUAAAAUUGGAAUUAUGCCCAACAAAUUACACGACUGGAUAGAGGAACCUCUGCAGAACACACACAGAACAUUUUAUGGGAAUAUCUUAGCCCCAUGCCGGAGUUAUGAGGCCACACAGUAGGUAUGCAAUCGUCGGAGACCAUGUAGGUAAUUGUAUGCAGAGCGAUGGCACAAACAACUAAAAGGUUAGUUUCUCCGACCUCAUCAUCGGAGUAUCAUGCAUCCCACUGUGAAUGUAUGCGCAAUAUAUGGGAUUUGGGUGUUGUUGGAGAGUGGCGGAGAAACCGUCGUAGAUGUUGAACGGGAUGUGUUCUGCUUCAAUGGAUUGAAAUAAUCAGCUCCUGCUCAAGUACCUCCAGAAUCUCGACAUGAAGGACAGUAGCGGCCAUGGAUUUACAAUGGCAAAGACUCUCAAUCUGCAGACAGAAUUGUUUCACCCUUUGUGGAUUUAUCAGUACAGCACAGGUGAACGAGGUUGAAAUUGUUACUUGCAAGUGUGUAGCAGCAACAAAAAAAUGAAACGAGCUUAGAAGUUGCGACUUCGGCGGUAAUAGUCAUGAAGUUGAUUGUUCCAACUAGGAACACACGCUUCUUGCCGAACUUGACACUUGACUGACUCACGACUGCCAUUCGGAGCACGCGUGGAGCACAUCGCACCUUCCACUCGGCAAACCUGCAAGAAAGCACCACUCACAGUGUUUCAGGGAAUUCACCCCUCAUCAGUUGAGCUUGAGUAGGCUGAGGAAGAUUGUGCCUGAAAAGCACCACUUAUAUACUGCUCUCCAGGCCAAACCAUCACCAGGAAUUGUUCCAACUAGGAACACACGCUUCUUGCCGAACUUGACACUUGACUGACUCACGACUGCCAUUCGGAGCACGCGUGGAGCACAUCGCACCUUCCACUCGGCAAACCUGCAAGAAAGCACCACUCCCUGCUCAAUACACAGUGUUUCAGGGAAUUCACCCCUCAUCAGUUGAGCUUGAGUAGGCUGAGGAAGAUUGUGCCUGAAAAGCACCACUUAUAUACUGCUCUCCAGGCCAAACCAUCACCAGGAAUACAAACUUACAGAGACGCUUUGUUUCCAGCGCGACAAACACCUCAUGAAGCCCCAGGUAGCAGCGUGAGUCAGAGUCGCUCAUGGAGUUGUGCUAAACAGACGUUGAGAGCCAGUAUCGCUAUUCACAACGCUAUCACCUCCAACAACUAGUCGCACGUCCGUGUGAGGGACAACAAUACGAUAAAAUGAUAAAAAGUCCGAAAGUGCGAUAAUAGCGCACACCAUGUUUUCUUCUCUUUUUCGAAAAUAUUCACAUAGCAGAGAGAGAGAGACAAGCGAGAACAGACAGAGAAAAAGGAUAUGUAAAGUGCUGAUUCUCAUACACAUGGAAGCAAAAAAAAGAGUGACGUUUGCACAUCCGCCUUACGCCUGGCUAUACCAUAGUUCUGAGAGUCGCAACCAGCUUCAAAAGAUUCGAUUGUGCCAGGCCUCCACCAUCAUCAGGUCUGAGGUGCUACAGAAGACUAGGCAAAACUUGCUAAAGUUACUGAACGUGUCAGUUGGAAGUCUUUAUGAACCCAAGAGUAUCAAGCCUAUGAAAACGGAAAGAGAACACUGUCACUUUCAGGCUGUUACUGGUAGCACAUCAGCACGUCUUUGUUAGUUUGGUUCGUUCUUUGUCUAUAAUUAUAAUCACGCUGAUCCAAUCUCUUCACAUGUUCACCACUGGUGCAGGCCUGUAGAUUUUGCAUGUUUCCACGUGUAUCUGCGAGAGAAUCAACACAGAGCUCUUUUUCUGCGCUAAUCCUCCUCCUGCUUAUAUCACCAAUACAUUGUUUAAAAGUUAUUGUGCUGGUUGGUUUCUUGUUCUGCCUGUAUCUACCUGAAGAGAAAGCAGUCGAGGCAAUAUAGCGAACGGAUAGGAAAUUGCUUGCAAAGACUCUGAAGCGUGUUCUAUUCCUUAGUCUGAUACUUCUUCACAAACUCAGAGGCAGAUUUUUUUCACCAGAGAGUACUUUGCUACUAGAGUGCUCAAACUGAGAAGCCAUUGAUUGCACUGCGCAUAAACUAGGCUCGGGGCUCCAAGACACUGGAAGCCCACAUAUGUCCCUGGAGCUAGCCUGGAGCUUGAACAACACCAUUGAAGGCUGGAACUAAGAACCAACGGCCGUAUCGAAAGGUCAGUGUACGGGAGCGCUACCACAUCACUAAGCAAAUAUAGGUGGCAUUGAAGUGGCUGAGAAAUAGUUGGGCAAGACGGCAGAGGAGAUGUCCGCCAAGGUGGUUGACAUGUCAAACUUUGCAAGCGCUGCAGACAAAGAUCGGAUAGAGCCAUGUGCAUUCUGUGGCAGUACGGAUAGCAAGUCAUGCAUGGUGCUAGGAAAUGUAUGCGGCGACACAGCAUGUGAGGAGCUCUCUCUAGCGCUCUGCAACCGGGUUCUGCCUUGUGGACAUCGGUGUGCUGGUCUUCCUGGGGAGGCCUUGUGUCCACCAUGCCUGAACAGUCAAUGCUACAACCGUAUUAAGACAUGCUGGUCAGGUAGUGAUAGCAGUGCUGAACUAGCAUCUGCAACACAAUCCACUGCCAGUGAGACCAGUGUGUUUGUGUGUAGUCUGUGCCAUGCUGGCCAUGAUAUGUGGCAGGCAUCUCCUGUCAUCCAGCUGUAUUGCGGGCACAUCUUUCACAAGAGUUGCUGUAAAGCCCGGUUCGACAAGCUAUGGGGAAACCCGGUGGUGAACCCUGAGGUAUUCAAAUGUCCUGAUUGUGAGGACAUGUUCAUGAGGUAUCCGCUGUUUGAUAGCAGGGUGAAGGACAUGAAGGAACAAUCUGAGAUUAAGAAGAAGAAAGUAAUGGCGCGACUGCUGCGCAAAGGCGUGGACACCGAUGCAGUCACCGAUGCGCACAGUGGAUUUUCCUGGACAGAGCCAUGUCGGUUCUGCAGGAGUACGGGAACCCGGUCUCUCUUUGCAGUGACCAGUGUCUGCAAUAGCACCGUGUGUGAGCAACGGUCUUUGCAUGCAUGUGCUAAGCGUCUUCCUUGUGGAGACUGGUGUGGUGGUUUUGCUGGAGAAGAGAACUGCCUGCCAUGCCUGCAAAGCCAGUGUCGCAAGGGCAACCAGGCGUCAUCCAGCACCAUCAGCAGUAGCAGUAGAAGCAGCAGUGAAGAGACAUCAUCAGUUUCGUACACUGCUGACGAUAUAUGUGCUAUUUGCUACACGGAUACGCUAGGAGAAGCUCCAGCUAUACAGCUGAGGUGUGGGCACAUCUACCACAUGCAUUGCUGUCAAGACAAGCACGCUAAACUAUGGGCACACCUCAGGAUCAGCUACAAGGAAUUCAAAUGCCCUGAUUGCGAAGAUCAGUUAAUAGAGCAUCCUUUCUUCCAUGAUAUGGAGGUCCUGAAGGCAAACUAUAACAUUGAAGUGCAGAAAGUACAGGAGCGACUGGAACGCAGACAGAGUUUAGUGGACACCAGUGCAGUCACCUGGACAGAGCCGUGUCGGUUCUGUAGGAGUACGGGAACCCGAUCUCCUUUUGCAGUGACCAGUGUCUGCAAUAGCACUGUAUGUGAGCAAUGGUCCCUUCUCGCAUGUGCUAAGCGUCUUCCUUGUGGAGACUUGUGUGGUGGUUUUGCUGGAGAAGAGAACUGUCUACCAUGCCUGCAAAGCCAGUGUCGCAAGGGCAACCAGGCACCAUCCAGCACCCUCAGCAGUAGCAGCGGAAGCAGCAGUGAAGAGACGUCAUCAGUUCUGUGCACUGCUGACGAUAUAUGUGCUAUUUGCUACACGGAUACGCUAGGAGAAGCUCCAGCUAUACAGCUUUCCUGUGGACAUAUCUUUCAUAAGCAUUGCUGCGACACGCUGCUGGAAAAGCAGUGGAGUGGCCCCAGGAUCAGCUUCCAGUUCCUGAAAUGUCCCAGCUGCGAGGAUUGCUUCAUGGAGCAUUCGUCACUGGAUACGCGCACUAUUCCUAUGGUCGGAUUGUUCAAGAGGGUGAAGGAGAGAGCACUACUUCGGUUGGAAGUUGACAAGGAGCUGGAAAACGAGGCCAUUACCAAUCCAUGCAGCGAGUUCUACCAGAAGCCGGCUGAGUAUGCCAUGAAGCGCUAUGCGUACUACCUCUGCCAUGACUGUGAGAGGCCUUACUUCGGCGGUGAUGCUCAGUGUGCAGUACAAGUUGUCGGAGCAGAGUUUGACCCACAGGAACUUAUGUGUGGACACUGCUCCAAUGUCCUAGGUGUGGAGGUGUGUCCGAAGCACGGAACGGACUUCAUAGCGUACAAAUGUCGCUACUGCUGCACUCUCGCCGUCUACUUCUGCUUCGGAACAACUCAUUUCUGUCCAAUGUGUCAUGACGUGAAUUUUAGGGAACUGCGCUGUCGAACCAAAUUUCCCUCCUGCCCUGUAGGGCCCACGUGUAAGAAGCUGGAAGGAGUGCUGUGUCCGCUUGGAAUCAAGCACCCUCCAACGGGCGAGGAGUUUGCCAUUGGCUGCGUGGUGUGCCUGGAUUUGCCAUGAUGUUAGGUCAUCCUCAGUUUUGUGCCUAAUCAUCAAUCCCAUCACCAGGCCUACUUGAAUACUUCUGUGCACUGUUCUUUAGUCAUGUAGACCAGGCUGGACUUGGCUAUGGAAAAUGCAAAAGGAACGAGAGUAACAAACUAUUUUCACACACUUCUUUCUUGAAUUUCCCUGUAUGAGAGUGGCUCGUCAGUAUACCUUAACAAAACACUGUACUCUACUCACCCAUAUGUUUUACGGUCGCAAGUUUUCACUGCCCAGUCAAAUGUGUUGCGGAUUUCUGUUCAACUAUGAUUUGCGCAUGUUGUUGUAUUUGGUUCUUGUCUGGUAGAGUCCAGUGUCUGAUGUCAUAAUUAUGGUCUAAGAGUACGCGCGAGUAUGGUGUGAUGUGUGACGUUUAUGGUAUGUGGUGCAUGCAAGAGUACGCGUUGUCAGAGUGUGAGGAUCUGCUUCCGUCUGUGUGAGAGUGACUGUCAAGUGAAUGCUGUACAUGCGCAGUGCUAGUUUGGUCUGGAAAUGAGAGUCAUGUGUGAUUCGUCCGUGGUCUGGUUGUCUUGUUCUUGGUCAUGUGUUCUGUACGUAUUAGUCCCUGAUUGGUCGUCCCGAUUUGUAGUCGGUUUAUUACUGCUUGUUCUUUGUUGUUUUCUUUCAGUCUUUUCCCGGGAGUCUUUCCCGUCGUCGUUUUCAGUCUAGUCUUUUUUGUCUCUCUCCUCCUGCGCCCUCGUCAUUUGUUGAUAUAAUACAAGUAUUGAAGAUACAACCAAGAGUUUGCGUUGUUGUGUGGCGGGGGCCAGGGGGAGAACCACUAUUUCAAAUGCACUCACAUUGCUCAUCAAGUGGCAACACUUUGCCUCAUAUUCUCAAUAGUUUCUCCUUGCUGCAAGUACUUUUUUGCCGGGAGACUCAAGUCUUGAUAAAUUAUGCUACUCCACAGAGGAGUCCAUGCUAUGUAUUUGCUUACUAGACCUUUUUGCUUUACUAGCUAAUAGCCGGCUGCUGAUGCUGCUACUGUCGUACGCUAUUGCCACUGGUGCUGCAGAAAUUUACAAUUAUUGGAUGCAGCCCUUUCCUAUUAGAAAAUGUACUUUACUAAUGUGCAAAAAGCAUUGUUGAUUAUAGUGUCAUGUAAGUCUUUUAUUAUGAGCGCUAGCAUGCUCGUGCAAGAAUUAGUUAGCAGCCAGCCCAGCGAGCUGGCCCAACUAAUACUUUCGCACAUCAUACGCGAGUCACGCCGGCAUGCACCUG